GGCUGUACACUGCGUCUGUCUCUUGUUCCUGUAGGGAGCCAGGACUCGAGACUCGACACUUAUCAAACAAGGGGAGCUGAACCCUUUAUUGCCUUCAUGUUACCGGCACACGCCAAACAUCAAAGAGUAAUUUGGGGCCGGGGACAGGUGGAACAGAGUCUCCUCGUAGACCAGCUCACAAGCCCUGGUUGUAACGGGAUGCGGAUUCAGUCUUACACCUUUGCAGAUCAAAGGAAUCCUAGGCUCCUUACUGGACAGUGAGAGCUGGGUGAUGAAUUGGCCAGUGAAGCGGCACAUGCGCAGGCAGGCAGGCCAGCGAGUGGAGGCUCAGAUAGCCAGUGUAAACAUCCCUGCUGCUCUAAUUAGCCACAAUCUGCUGGCACGAGCCUGCUGGUAUAAAAGCUGGAGCAGCAAGCAGACGUUAUUCAGUCCACGAUAGACUUGAGAGCGAGAGGGACCAACUGAUGUAACGGAACCAUGGGUAAACACCAAGUGAAGAUGCCUCACAGUAACCUGUGCGUCUUGACGGCCAUUACAUUCAUCUCCUGGCUCUCCCUAGUACACGGGGAUAGGCUGGCAGCUUGUUUCAACAGUACACAGAAGUCCAUUGACAUUGUGUGUGGCGCCGGCGCCAUGGUCCGGAUACUUAAAGCAUUCUAUGGAUUUUCCCCAACUGAUUCCUGCGAGUAUAGAGAGGGGGACUGCACCCUCCCUGAGUAUGAGAACUACCCGUGUGUGGGGCGCGAGUCCUGCAGCAUCAACCUCCCCACAGGAACCUACGGGAGCCUCAUCCAGUCCUGUGGUCGCUAUAGCAACUACUUCCAGGUGGAAUACGAGUGUGUUCCAGCCACUGUGACAAAUGAUAUCUGCAGCCUUCCCAGGCUGACAGCCCAGAACGGGUACAUCUCGACCCCGAGGUACCCCAACAACUACCACGAGGCCCAGAACUGUAAGACCUCCAUUGAAGUGGCUCCAACCCAGCAGAUCCGGCUCCACAUCAUCGACAUGGACCUGGAGCCCAAAGGCAAGACGGACUGUGCUGACUGGAUGUACUUUAACGACAAGUUCCACAGCAUCACCCUGUGCGGUCGCCGUGCCAACGACACCUACAAGACGUACAGCAACUUCCUGGAGAUCGAACUACAAGCUGGGUCUGACAGCAAGAGCAAAGGAUUCUGGUUGUAUUAUGAAGCCUUCCCACCACUGCCUACCACCACAACCAAAGUCAUCGGUGACAGAAAGAAAUCUACAAAGCAACAAGGUGAAUCUACAACAUCCCGACUGCUCGCUGGCUUGACGGACAGGUCCAACAACCCUGCUCCCAUGACCCAGACAGCAACCACGACGGCCACACCUAUACCAGUGUACCGCGACUUUGUCACCCAGGGCAACACAAAACCCUCCCUUCCAUUCGCAGCCAUCGCUGGCGGUGUGAUCGGGACGCUCAGUGUCAUCCUCAUCAUCCUCCUCACGCUCCUCGUCAUCAAAUGGUUCAAAGAGCGACGCUACUAUCAGGACAAAGAUCAGUUCCUGGAUCACAGAAACCCAGCGUUCCGCAGCAGCGGCGACUUCAACGCAUGCAAAGUGGAAGUGGACUACUACCACUGCUGACAUUGCAACUACGUCUACUGCCAGAUAGACUCAGGUGCUCAGCACUGGGGUAGGCUGAAGUGUGUUAGUACAGCUGUCAUAGAUACGCCGUUGCUAUGCCGUCGCUGUGCCGUCGCUAUACCGUCCAGACCAUACUGUGUGAUAUUGUGACUGGAAACACAGAAUUUGACACAAUCUUCAUCAAUAGCUGCGGAGCAAUCUCCAUCAUCAACACGUCAUAUGCAAGUGACGAACGUCACCACAAGUGCCUGUGAACACUAGGGGCAAGAUUAACCCUUUCAGUGACUCAUAACCUCAAAGGGGUUAAAGAGAGCAUGUUGGACACUGUUGGACAUAAGUUAAACAUUUCUACACACAGUGACACAAGAGUGCCACAGAGUGCCAAUGUGCUACUCAUGUGAAAUAGACACUGUACAACACUGUUGUACUCCCUGCCAGGACAAAGGGCAACAUGUGCAAUCUUAGUGCUAUAUACAUCAUCAUCAUCAUCAUCAUCAUCAUGCCAUGAGAGAAACCAUGGUCUAGUCAGAAUACCAAGCUCAUCAGGACAAGCGGAGUUGUGUCCCCUGAUGGAACUAUGCCACAUUGUCUGUGAUACAAGGAUCAUUCCCUAUUUUUGUAUACCAUGUGUUGUACAUAAGCACUGUAUUUAUGAACACUGGCGUGUCGGCCAUGCCGACAUGGAAAUGAAUGAUUUGCUCAAACAAGGGCAAAACAAUGUCAUGAGAGUGUAAAUAUUUGAAACAUAACUUAUUCUAGCUUCCACUGUAGAUAUUAACUUAUCUCACGCCCAUGUCUCCAUGCACCAAUAAACAUGGCUUCUGUCCGACACCAUGUCUGCUUGGAUCCCUAUAUCAGUCAUCGCGCUAUCUAGCCUGCUCUUCCCUUCAUUAUAUCUAGCCUGCUCUUCCCUUCAUUAUAUCUAGCCUUCUCUUCCCUUCAUUAUAUCUAGCCUUCUCUUCCCUUCAUUAUAUCUAGCCUUCUCUUCCCUUCAUUAUAUCUAGCCUUCUCUUCCCUUCAUUAUAUCUAGCCUUCUCUUCCCUUCAUUAUAUCUAGCUUUCUCUUCCCUUCAUUAUAUUGACUUUUUAUUCCACAUCCGAUCCCGACAUCUGUUUCUGAACAUACACAGGGUUUCUGAGCCAACAAACUCAGUGAUUUAAAUUUAUUCCUUUUUUACAUUAUUAAAAAAUCUUCACAAUGGUAAGUUCUUUCAAACCUCGAUGUAACACAUUCAAUAAUUAAAACAAAUUUAAAUUUAGAUUUAACUUUUGGAGUUGCAAGCAUAUUGGGAAAAAUUCAAAAUUGGGAUUUUUUAAAAGUUUGUAUAUUCAAUUUUGAGGCUUUUCAACAUUGCAUUCAAUGUAAUGAUAUAAAACUAAGUUGUCAAACCUCUUCCUCUAAACCGGUCCUGUUUCCCGAUACCGGUCCUGUUUCCCGUGAAGGACAAGUCACCUCUACACAGCCAUACCAUUAGUUGUAACUAUGACAACAGGAAUUGGGAAAUGACUGCAGAGAAGAAUAUCAACUCAUCAGCAUCUCUAGAUAAACCCCAAUCUCAUCUUCAACCAUCCUAUGUACUGGUUCCGAUAUUCAACCAGUGAGUGUACCAGUUACCAUAUUCAACCAAUGAGUGUAUUGGUUCCGAUAUUCAACCAAUGAGUGUACUAGUUGUUAUACUAUACCAAUGAGGUACAAGUUACCAUAUUCAACCAAUGAGUGUACUAGAUACCAUAUUCAACCAAUGAGUGUAUUGGUUCCGAUAUUCAACCAGUGAGUGUACUGGUAACAAUAUUCAAUCAAUGUGUAUACUACUUUUUCAUACUAUACCAAUGAGUGUACUAAUUUUCAUAUUAAACCAAUGGGUGUACUAAUUCUCAUCGUCAACCAAUGGGUGUACUAGUUUUCAUCGUCAACCAAUGGGUGUACUAGUUCUCAUACUGUGCCAAUGAGUGUACUAGUUUCUCAUUCCAAGACAUUCUCCAUGUUUUUUUAAUCGCUCACGUCUCAUCUGUUGCAUCAGGUACCCACCAGGGGGCGCCCACAAACCUCUACAUCAUGCAUCCAAGAUACUACCUUCCAAAAGAAAUAUUUUUUCCCCAUAAAGCAGUUCUUUCAGAGUUUGAAAUUAUCAAAAAAGUAACAAAUGUCAUUAAAAUUUAAUUUUGAAUAUUAUUCUUUAAUGUAAAAAACAAGAAACUGAACCUCAUGUCAAAUCUCUAUCAGAAUGAAGCUGCCAGGUUUUAGUGUAAAGGGAGAAAUAUCUGUGUUUGAGAAGGCAUCUUGAUGCAGAUCACAGAUGGUGGGGCCACGGUACAUUCACAAGUUGUUUAUUCUGUCUCAGUUGUUUUGUUUACUAAUUAUCACGAGUUCUUGUUUUGCUUUGACUGAAUGGACAAUGAAUAUUCAUAUCUUUGUACUAGGGCAUAAUAAAAUGUUGACUUGAAAA
Messenger RNA from Haliotis rufescens (red abalone), 4057 nucleotides. RefSeq lists its product as uncharacterized. The transcript has 7 exons. NCBI's taxonomy places the organism in Eukaryota, Metazoa, Mollusca, Gastropoda, Lepetellida, Haliotidae. The record is from RefSeq and is a predicted model, not a curated record. Bases 478 to 1611 code for a protein of 377 amino acids.